Molecule: messenger RNA, 13863 nt
Organism: Psammomys obesus (fat sand rat)
Lineage: Eukaryota; Metazoa; Chordata; Mammalia; Rodentia; Muridae
Gene: Plppr1
Product: phospholipid phosphatase related 1
Exons: 7
Coding region: 237-1187 (316 amino acids)
Biological process (GO): signal transduction; phospholipid dephosphorylation; phospholipid metabolic process
Molecular function (GO): phosphatidate phosphatase activity
Source: RefSeq, a predicted model, not a curated record
ACACACACACACACACCGCACAAACACACACUCGCACACGCCCGCGCCACGCGCUGAACCGCUCUCUCUCCCACGCAGGCGGAAUGCAGCAGCGCCCGGGGAGCUUGUCUGCAGCCGCUGCCUGAAUGCACCUCGCUGCCCGGAGCCAGGCCGCCCAAUAGGGCGCAAGGCAGGAAGCUUGGCCGCCAAAGCCUGGACAGUCGCAGACGGAGUAGUGUCACCACAUGGUUUGAGACAUGGCUGUAGGAAACAACACUCAACGCAGUUACUCCAUCAUUCCGUGUUUUAUAUUUGUUGAGCUUGUCAUCAUGGCCGGGACGGUGUUGCUUGCCUACUACUUCGAAUGCACUGACACUUUUCAGGUGCAUAUCCAAGGGUUCUUCUGUCAGGAUGGAGACUUAAUGAAGCCUUACCCCGGGACGGAGGAGGAGAGCUUUAUCACCCCUCUGGUGCUCUAUUGCGUCCUGGCUGCCACCCCAACUGCUAUUAUUUUUAUUGGUGAAAUAUCCAUGUAUUUCAUAAAGUCAACAAGGGAAUCCCUGAUUGCUGAGGAGAAAACAAUCCUAACAGGAGAAUGCUGCUACCUGAACCCCUUACUCCGAAGGAUCAUUAGAUUCAUAGGUGUAUUUGCAUUUGGACUUUUUGCUACUGACAUUUUUGUAAACGCCGGGCAAGUGGUCACUGGCCACCUAACACCGUACUUCCUGACAGUGUGCCAGCCAAACUACACCAGUACAGACUGCCGGGCACACCACCAGUUCAUCAGCAAUGGCAACAUCUGCACCGGGGACCUGGAAGUGAUAGAAAAGGCUCGGAGGUCCUUCCCCUCCAAACACGCUGCCCUGAGCAUUUACUCGGCCUUGUACGCCACGAUGUAUGUCACAAGCACAAUCAAGACAAAGAGCAGUCGGCUGGCCAAGCCAGUGCUGUGCUUGGGGACCCUCUGUACAGCCUUCCUGACAGGCCUCAACCGGGUCUCAGAGUACCGGAACCACUGUUCAGAUGUGAUUGCUGGCUUCAUCCUGGGCACCGCAGUGGCCCUGUUUCUGGGAAUGUGUGUGGUUCAUAACUUUAAAGGAACACAAGGCUCUCCUUCCAAACCCAAACCUGAGGAUCCCCGCGGAGUCCCCUUGAUGGCUUUCCCAAGGAUAGAAAGCCCUCUGGAAACCUUAAGUGCACAGGUAUAGUACAGCAACCGUAGCAAGCAAACCCAUGACUUUUGUAAGUUGUUUAUUUAAUCCUGAGGAAGUACUAAGUCUUGUUCAAAUUAAACCUGAGCAGCUUUAGGGCACUAUGGCCUCUAAUGUGCGAUCAACAUUCAUGAAAUUUGAACUCCUCAUAUGAGAAGCCAGUUUGACAAACAACCAAGUCAUUUCUUGAACAGUUCCAUUUCACUUGGUGUCCUUCAUGGGUGGGAAUGGGGAUCCAAACUUCCAGGGCAUACAAAAACCCAAAGUUCACAGGUUCCUAAUGUAGUAUGUCAUAAUGCUUGCACAGAAAUUGGAACUUGCACAGAAAUUCAUAUACGUGUUCACCUCCACUUCACUUGCAAUGCCUAAUACUAAGAAAUACUAUGUAAAUACUAAGAAAAUAGCACUAAACAGGAUGGCUGAGGGAAUGUAACAAGGAACACUAUUGCACACAUUUAGUCUCCUAGAUACUUUUCAUCUGUGAUUGUAUAAAUGCAUGGCUACAGAACCCAUGAAAAACAGAAGGGCAACUGUGUUCAUUCUCCUAAAUACUUCUCAGCUCUAAUUGUACAAAUGCAUGGUUGCAGACCCCAUGGAUAAUGGAAAGGCAACUUUGUUCGCAAGGACAAAGAUUUUGUUCCAUCUGGUGACUCAAACUAGUGGCACAGGUUCUAUUCUGACAACAGUCACAAAUUCAACACAAUACUUUUUGAUUAUGUGUUCUACAACAAGCCUUUUAUUCCUGCAUGAGAUCAAAACAUUAGACACAGCUUUCGCUCUCCAGAACUCCAAGAAUAGGAGAGAAUGGAAAUAAAGCUGUCACCAUGCACUAAGCUAAAUGAGAUGCACCAUAUGAACAGAAGUUAAGGUGAGUGCCCACUUUGAGAAGACAAGAAAAGCCAUGGAAAAGGCUGUUAAAAACCUAGACAUGGCGCUUGGGAUUUUUGCCUAGAACAGUUCCAGGAGCAUCAAAAGAUAUUCUUAUUCGAAUAACCACCGUGUGGAAUGGAUAUUUGCCGAUGCCCAUUUCCCUGAUAAGAAUUAAAAUAUUGAAGUCAGCACUGUUAAACACAGCUAGAAAGUGAGAGAGUGCAGAUGAGCAAAUAUUCUUACAGUGAGCAAGAAAAUGGCCCCUUUUAAAAAGCCUGGACCUGGAGAGCCAAAAUGGCGGCGCCAGGAAAGCACUGUGUCUGAGAAGCGGGACAGCACUCUCUGUGCAGCGACCAGGAGACUGAACUCUGGGCCCUAAAACUACAGCGAUCAUGUUUCCCAGGUGAGGGGAGGCUCCCACAGCGUGGGAAUCGGUCGGGUCCACUCUCAGCUGCCCAGCCAGAACCCGGAAGAGAACCCAGCUAACUCGGGCUUUGGGUCUCCAGGCUGGUGCCGCAAGCCUGCGUGUCCUGAUCACUUUCCCAGGGUGAUUGGUGGGCACAAGGGUGCCAGAGACUGGGAGUGCCAGUCGCAAGAAAACCCCACGGGGAAGCAAAGUUGCGAGUCUGAUCACUGGUCACCCAGUCUUUCCCUCGAAGGUCUCUCGGACCGUGGAUACCCGCCGCCAUCACAACUGAGCUCCCGCCACGCAGAGAGCAGCUGCGUGCCCAGCUCACGGGUACAGACAAGCUGCGUGCCCCAGUGCAACAGAGACUGAGAAUCCCUGUCUGGAGAGGGACCCAAAGGGAAGGAAGAAACCGUGCUGCUGGGGUCAGCUAGGCUUUGCCUGGGGAAAAUCUCGCAGACCGCAGAUCACAAACAGGCGAGUACGCCCAGCCAUCAUGGAUCCGGGCCCAAGCAGGGAGCACAGAGGUAUUGGGAACCCAGCUCCCGCAGACUAGCAGGCGGGUGCAUGCUCCGCCAGCCCAGAGGCCUGCUUUGUACCAACUACUUCUUACAGACAGGACUGUGUGCCCCAGGACACCAGAGUCUUGGAGUGACUGUCUGGAGAAACCCUCACAAGGAACAAGGAACAAAGCAAAGGGGAUGGUCUUAGGCAACCCAGUAUAUCCCCGGAAAAGGUCCCACAGACUGGCCCAACCCAGGGAACUGUGGUGCCCCAGAUAGCCUGCUGUUACCAGGAGAGCAGUACUCACCCACCACAGAUUACCUCUUGGGUUCUGGGGCACAGAGCCCCAACCUCAGACCUACAAAAGACCGGGAACCCUGAGAUCAACCCCCAGAUACUGCUCCAAGGGGCAACCAGUUAUCCCUAGCAAAACCAACCAAACCACGGGACACACAGUUUACAGAAGCUAAUCACUAAAUUUACAGCAAGAAAACCAGAAGGAGGGCAGCUGUCUCCAGGACUUCUCCCGGGGAGAGGAGAGCCCUCUCAACUAAUCAGGACCACAGUUACCACCCAGGUCUCUAUGCCUGAGGUGAGCUGUAGCAACUCCUGAAAAACACCGGCCAUCCAGUGACUAUACCCAAAAAGCUGAGAAGGCUUCCUUCAGGAAAAACCAUCUUUCUGCCAAAGGGAUUCUCUCCACCACAGGAGUCCAGGAACAACCAGAAACUAACUUCAAACACCCAAGAUAGCCCAAUGGGUAGAGGACAGCAUAAAAGUUCAACCAACAAAAGCCAGAGCAAUAUGGCAUCUCCAGAACCCAGUUAUCCAGAAGCAAAUAGCCCUAGACACCCCAGCAUAAUUGAAAUUCAAGAAGAUGACCUAACAUCUAUGCUCAUGAAGAAGAUAACAGAGGAAACAAAUAAAAUACAGAAAGAAAUAGAGGAAGCUGCAGCCAAACAGUUUGUGGCCUUUAGAGAGGAAAUGCUUAAAUCACUGAAUGAAAUAAAAGAAACAGAGGAUUGUUCGAACAAACAGCUGAAGGAAUUGAUGGAAAAACAUGUGAAAAUACAGUCAGACAGGUGAAGGAAACCAACAAAAUGGCUCAAGACCUGAAGAUAGAAUUGGAAAAAUUAAAAAAAAACACACACAAAUGGAAGAAAUUGUGAAGAGAAAGAACUUAGGGAAGAAAGCAGGAACUACAGAGGUUAGCAUAACCAAUAGGCUACAAGAAAUGGAAGAAAGAAUCUCAGAUGUAGAAGAUACAAUGGAAGAAAUAGAUGUAUCUGUCAAAGAAAAUGUUAAAUCUAAAAAAUUCCUGACACAGACCAUCCAAGAAUUUCAAGACAACAUAAAAAGACAAAACCUAAGAAUAAUAGGCAUAGAGGAAAAAGAAGAUUCCCUGCACCAAGGCCCAGAAAAUAUUUUCAACAAAAUCAUUGAAGAAAAUUUUCCCAACUUAAAGGAGAGGCCAAUAAGAAUACAAGAGGCCUACAGAACACCCAAUAAAUUAGACCAGAAAAGAAAAAGAAAAUCCUCCUGCCACAUAAUAAUCAAAACCAUAAGUGUACAGAACAAAAAAAAAAAAAAAACAAAACACUAAAAGCUGCAAGAGAAAAAGGCCAAGUAACAUAUAAUGGCAAACCCAUUAGAAUCACACCUGACUUCUCAACAGAGACUAUGAAAACCAGAAGGGCCUGGACGGAUAUCAUGCAGACCCUAAGAGAACACAGAUGUCAGCCCAGGCUACUAUACCCAGCAAAACUCUCAGUCCUCAUAGACAGAGCAAGAUAGUCAAUGACAAAAACAAAUUUCAACAAUACCUACAAACAAAUCCAGCAUUACAGAAGACACUAGAGGGGAAAAUACAACCCAAGAAAACUAGAUACAUUCAAGAAAACAAAGGAAAUAAAUAACCUCACUUCAGUAAAACAAAAGCAACCAAGCACACAACCUUAUGACUACAGCCAACAUCAAAAUCAAAGGAUCUAACAGCCACUGGUCAUUUAUCUCUCUCAACAUCAAUGGACUUAUUUCUCCAAUAAAAAGACACAGACUAACAGAAUGGAUGCGUAAACAAAACCCAGCAAUCUGUUGUAUACAAGAAAUACACCUAAGUCACAAAGAUAGACAUUACCUGAGGGUAAAGGGAUGGAAGACUGCUUUCCAAGCAAAUGGAUGCAAGAUGCAAGCAGGAGUAGCCAUUCUAAUAUCUGAUAAAAUAGACUUUCAACCAAAAUUAAUAAAAAGAGAUGGGGAAGGACACUUCAUAAACAUCAAGGGAAAAUUCCACCAAGAAGACAUCACAAUCCUGAACAUCUAUGCCGCAAAUACAAGGGCACCCACAUUUGUGAAAGAAACAUUGAUAAAACUUAAACCACACAUAGAUCCCCACACACUAAUAUAGUGGGAGACUUCAACACCCCACUCUCAACAAAGGACAGGUCAACUAAACAGAAAUUAAACAAAGAAACAAUAUCUCUAACAGAGGUCAUGAAUCAAAUGGACCUAACAGACAUUUACAGAACCUUACACCCAAAUACAAAAGAAUUUACCUUCUUCUCAGCACCUCAAGGAACCUUCUCCAAAAUAGACCACAUAGUUGGUCACAAAGCAAGCCUCAACAGAUACAAGAAGAUUGAAAUAAUCCCUUGUAUCCUGUCUGAUCACCAUGGAAUAAAGCUGGACCUCAAUAACAACAGAAAUAGCAAAAAGCCUACACAUACAUGGAAACUGAACAACUUGCUACUAAAUGACAGCUGGGUCAGGGAAGAAAUAAAGAAAUUAAAGUCUUCCUAGAACUCAAUGAAAAUGAAGACACAACAUACCCAAACCUGUGGGACACAAUGAAAGCAGUGCUAAGAGGAAAGCUCAUAGCACUAAGUGCCUUCAAGAAAAAAUUCGAGGCAGCGCAUUCAAGCAACUUAAUGGCUCACUUAAAAACCCUAGAAAAAGAAGAAGCAGACACACCAAAAAGGAGUAGAUGGCUGGAAAUAAUCAAACUCAGGGCUGAAAUCAAUCAAUUAGAAACAAAUAAAACAAUUCAAAGAAUCAAUGAAACCAAGAUCUGGUGCUUUAAGAAGAUCGACAGGAUGGACAAACCCUUAGCCAAGCUAACUAAAAGGCAGAGAAACACCAUCCAAAUCAACAAAAUCAGAAAUGAAAAGGGGGACAUAACUACAGACACUGAGGAAAUCCAAACAAUCAUUAAGACUUACUUCAAAAGUCUAUAUGCAACAAAAUUUGAAAAUCUAAAUGAAAUGGACAAUUUUCUUGAUUGAUUCCACUUACCAAAGCUGAAUCAGGACCAGGUAAAUCAAUUAAAAAGUCCUAUAUCCCCCAAGGAAAUAGAAGCAGUCAUCGAAAGUCUCCCAUCCAAAAAGCCCAGGACCUGAUGGUUUCAGUGCAAAAUUCUACCAGACAUUCAAAAGAGCUAACUCCAAUUCUCUUCAAACUAUUCCACAAAAUAGAAACAGAAGGAACAUUACCAAACUCAUUCUAUGAAGCCACAGUCACCUUGGUACCUAAACCUCACAAAGACCCAACAAAAAAAGAGAACUUCAGGCCAAUCUCCCUUAUGAACAUUGAUGCAAAAAUACUCAACAAAAUACUCGCAAACCGAAUACAAGAACACAUCAAAGAUAUCAUCCACCAUGACCAAGUAGGCUUCAUCCCACGUAUGCAGGGGUGGUUCAAUAUACGGAAAUCCAUCAAUGUGAUCCACCAUAUUAACAAACUGAAAGAAAAAAAACCACAUGAUAAUCUCCCUAGAUGCUGAAAAAGCAUUUGACAAAAUCCAACAUCCAUUCAUGUUUAAAGUAUUGGAGAGAUCAGGGAUACAAGGCACAUAUCUAAACAUAGUAAAGGUGAUGUACAGCAAGCCUAUAGCCAACAUCAAACUGAAUGGAGAGAAACUUAAAGCAAUCCCACUGAAAUAAGGGACAAGACAAGGCUGCCCACUCUCUCCAUAUCUCUUCAACAUAGUGCUGGAAGUCCUUGCUAGAGCAAUAAGACAGUUGAAGGAGAUCAAGGGGAUACAGAUUGGAAAGGAAGAAGUCAAAUUAUCACUAUUUGCAGAUGAUAUGAUAGUAUACAUGACUGACCCCAAAAACUCUACCAGGGAACUCCUACAGCUGAUAAGCACCUUCAGCAAAGUGGCCGGAUACAAAAUUAACUCAAAAAAAUCAGUAGCACUCCUGUCUACAAAAGACAAAAUGGCUGAGAAAGAAAUUAGGGAAACAACACCCUUCACAAUAGCCACAAAUGACAUAAAGUACCUUGGUGUAACCCUAACCAAGCAAGUCAAAGACUUGUAUGAAAAAAAUUUCAAGUCUCUGAAGAAAGAAUUAGAAGAAGAUAUCAGAAGAUGGAAAGAUCUCCCAUGCUCAUGGCUUGGCAGGAUUAACUUAGUAAAAAUGGCCAUCUUACCAAAAGCAAUCUACAUUCAAUGCAAUUCUCAUCAAAUUACCAACACAAUUCUUUACAGACCUGGAAAGAAAAAUUCUGAACUUCAUAUGGAAUAACAAGAAACCCAGAAUUGCUAAAACAAUCCUCUACAAUAAAAGAUCUUCUGGAGGUAUCUCCAUCCCUGAUCUUAAGUUGUACUAUAGAGCAACAGUUAUAAAAACUGCAUGGUACUGGCAUAAAAACAGAAUGGUGGAUCAAUGGAACCGAACAGAGGACCCAGAAAUAAACCCACACACUUAUGGACACGUGAUCUUUGACAAAGACGCCAAAACCAUACAAUGGAAAAAAGAUAGCAUCUUCAACAAAUGGUGCUGGUCCAACUGGAUGUCUACAUGUAGAAAAAUGCAAAUAGAUCCAUAUUUAUCACCCUGCACAAAACUGAAGUUCAAGUGGAUCAAAGACCUCAACAUAAAACCAGACACAUUAAAUCGGCUAGAAAAAAAAGUGGGGAAUACCCUAGAACUCAUUGGUACAGGAGAAAACUUCCUGAACAGAACACCAACAGCACAGGCUCUAAGAGCAACAAUCAAUAAAUGGGACCUCAUGAAACUGAAAAGCUUCUGUAAAACAAAGGACACCGUCAUCAAAACAAAGCGACUGCCUACAGAUUGGGAAAGAAUCUUCACCAUCCCUUUAUCUGACAGAGGACUCAUAUCCAGUAUAUAUAAAGAACUAAACAAGCUGAAAAGCAGCAAACCAAGUAAUCCACUUAAAAAAUGGGGAACAGAGCUAAAGAGAGAAUUCUCUGUAGAGGAAUAUUGAAUGACAGAGAAACACUUAAAGAAAUGCUCAAGCUCAUUAGCCAUUAGGUAAAUGCAAAUCAAAACAACCCCGAGAUUUCACCUUACACCCAUGAGAAUGGCCAAGAUCAAAAACUCAAGUGAGAACACAUGCUGGAGAGGUUGUGGAGAAAGGGGAACCCUUCUCCACUGCUGGUGGGAAUGUAAACUUGUACAACCACUCUGGAAAUCAUUCUGGUGCUGUCUUCGACAACUAGGAAUAGCGCUUACCCAAGAUCCAGCCAUACUACUCCUAGGCAUAUAUCCAAAAGAGGCUCAAGUACACAAAAAGGACAUUUGCUCAACCAUGUUUGUAGCAGCUUUAUUUGUAAUAGCCAGAAGGUGGAAACAACCCAGAUGCCCCUCAACUGAAGAAUGGAUGCAGAAACUGUGGUACAUCUAUACAAUGGAGUAUUACUCAGCAAUGAAAAAUAAGGAAAUCAUGAAAUUUGCAGGUAAAUGGUGGGACCUGGAAAGGAUCAUCCUGAGUGAGUUGUCCCAGAAGCAAAAAGACACACACGGUAUAUACUCACUCAUAUAGACAUACAACAUAGGACAAACCCACUAAAAUCUGUGCAUCUAAAGAAACUAAGCAAGAGAGAGGACCCUAACUAAAAUGUUCAAUCCCCAUCCUGAAAGGCAAAGAGGAUGGACAUCAGAAGAAGAAAAAAACAGGAAACAAUCUAGGAACCUACCACAGAGGGCCUCUGAAAGCCAGAAGAAGAAAACAGGAAACAAACUAGGAACCUACCACAGAGGGCCUCUGAAAGCCUCUGCCCUGCAGACUAUCAAAGCAGAUUCUGAGCCUGAUGGCCAACUGUCAGGCAGAGUGAAUGGAAUUUUAUGUAAGAAGUGGGAAAUAGUAAGAGCUGGAGAGGACAGGAACUCCACAAGGAGAGCAACAGAACAAGAAAAUUUGAACACAGGGAACUUCCCAGAGACUCAUACUCCAACCAAGGACUAUUCAUGGAGAUAACCUAGAACCCCUUCACAGGUGUAGCCCAUGGCGGUUCAGUGUCCAAGUGGGUUACCUAGUAAUGGGAAGAGGGACUGCCUCUGACACAAUCUGAUUGGCCUGCUCUUUGAUCACCUCCCCCUGAGGGGGGAGCAGCCUUACCAGGUCACAGAAGAGGACAAUGAAGCCACUUUUGAUGAGAACUGAUAGACUAAGAUCAGAAAGGAGAGGAGAACCUCCCCUAUCCGUGGACUUGGGGAGGGGCAUGCAUGCAGAAAGGGGAGGGAGGGUGGGAUUGGGAGGGGAGGAGGGAGGGGCUUAUGGGGGGAUACAAAAUGAAUAAAGUGUAAUUAAUAAAAAAUUAAAAAAGUUAAAAAAAAAAGCCAGGACCUUCAUUCGAACACCCCUCUUUUCAGGCCUCUGGAAUCCUAUUAAAAGGAAUGUUUUCUGCAAUAUGCUGCUCAUCUUGAAAUGUAAGGGAUAGCACUGCACUUCCUGUAUGAAUUACUAGAUUUUUCUCACUCUUUAGAUAGUGACUGUCACAAGCUCUUCUGUGUCUUUUAACCUUUAGUGAAAUCUAGCUUCAUUGGUGAACCAGGGGGAAAGCAAUGAGAGUCUUGCCAUCUUAAGAAACUAUGUAGCUUUACAUUAAACCCAGCACCAAGCAUGUUCUGCUUCUUUUUCCAUAUCUCUCACUUUUAGUAGUUUAAUUAGAAAUAAAAUAUGGAUAAAAUGUACAGUACUCUCUUCCGACAUCCACAGGACCACUUGGUGUACAUACAAACAUGCAGACAAACUCUCACAUACAUAAAAAUACAUUUAAAAAUAAGGGUUUGCUUAGUUGCUCAGAUGACUCUGUCUAUGUGGACUUAGUUUCCCCUGAAUAUCCUGGUCUAAGAAUAAUAUCACACAUCUGCCCACACCAGCCAGGCCUGUCUGUGCCUUUUUUUUUUUUUUUUUUUGUACUCCAAGACUAUGUGUAGUUGACUAGGACAACAAAUUUUUAUGGUGUGCCCUGAAAGUUUUACACUGAAAAGUGAGGUACCAAAACCCUUCAGAUAUGGUUCUUUCCCAUAGAGAUAAAGGAUGCUUGAGUAUCUACACCGAGAAUAGCAACAAGAUUAUCAGUAAAUGCAUUGGAUGGUACAAGUUCUGACUAUACUUCUUCCAAGUCUGACUCUCAUCUAUGUGCUUAAGUGUGCACCUCCUUGUCAAUAUCUGAGGCCUCAUAAAUAUCAAGCUCGGGCAGAAGGUCCUUCUAAGUCCAUCAUGUGAUUGCCCUUUAUAAUUAGAUAGUGUUCCCUCUUAUUUGUGUCCCUCGUGGAACUGUAAUUCUUUAAGGAUCUGGGCUCUGUGAUCCAUGUCUUAUGUGCCACGUUUCCUGACAUUUACUAAGUAUAAUUGGCUGGAUGGGAGCCAGCCAGAGCCUCAACUAGAUCCUUCAGUCAAACACCAGCAGCCUCAAGUCAGACCAGAGUCACUGCCUAUGCUGUCGCUGUUUCUAUGACAAAUGCAGACUUGACAGGAACAAGGAGCAGAACUUCUGCGGGCCAGUCAGAACACAGUCACAGGAAGCUGCGGCAAGUGCUGGCCGUGUGGCAUAGGCCACACCAAUGGUGAAAAGCUGGAGCAGGCAAGCAUUGCUUUUACUAGAGAAUAUUUCCACAGAGAGUGGAAGAUAAUGCCCUUUAGUUCAAGAAAGAGAUGUUGCAAUCAUCGAGAGUCCUUUUCUCUCCCUCUCACAGUACCCUGCAAUUGACAUUACUCCAUUUUGGAAAGCAAAAUAUCCUUAAGUAGCAUUUCCAAUAUUAUUUCAUCAAAAUUGAAAGAGUCAUCUAGAUCUGAAGGUCCUAUGUAACCCCAUACUUCAUUCAAGCAAACUUCCUUUUUAAAAUCUACCUCUCUCAAGCCUGAGUAUGAAAAUGUGCUGCAGAGGAUAUAUGUUCAACCCAAGCUAUUCUUUCGAAAUAAGUGUCUUCCAUGUUCUCUUUGGCGAGAACAUCUUGUACAACACCUGAGGCCACAGUUUACAGUAGAAGCUGCUGCUUUCUGGUUGGGAGAAUGGAACCAGCUUCCCCUCAAGGAAUGGUGGACAUUUUAGAGACUGGAACUGCCCUUUGGAGGACGUACUUACACACAUGAAAUCCACCUGUCAUUUAGAAUCUCAAAAGAAACAGCUUUCUGUGGCCAGGAACUGGACAUCUCCUCCUCCUCCUCCUGUAAUGUUUUUUUUUUUCCCUUGGCCUCACAGUGCCCUUCUCCUUAAAAUGUUAAUCCAUGCUUGAUAUUUGUAUUCUGCAAUUCCUGCUGAUACUGUUGAUUAACACAGGGCACAGUAUAAAGAAACUAAAAAGUAAAUCACAAUAGAAAAUUUGAACAGAAGAGAUCAGGCUUUCUAACCAUCAUUGUAUGGGCCUAUAGAAUAACUAAAUGCUUCCCCAAAGACCAGCUUUCAACUGCCUACAUUCUGCAACCAAAUCCUCAUAGUCACCCUAACAAAGGUUAAAUUAGAAAUGAAGAGACUGGUUAACUAUCUGGAUUUGGUAGUCUCCCUAUCCCUUCUGCUUGUGGAAAUGAAAAAAUGGCUUUCUUUAACACAAAAACAAAGAAGAAUCCAAUUGAUAACGAGACUACAGAAACCUGGACCCCCUUCUCCAAGAGAUUUCAUUUCAGUAGUGCACAAUGGAAACAAAUUGAGGAAAGCAUUCACAGGGAAUUCUGAUGCACCCUUGAGGCAAAUUAGUGCUAACACAAUAUUCAUAUUAUAAGUAAAAGAAUAAAACAAAACAGAGCUAAAGAGUUAAGAGUUAAAGAACUCAGGUCAAAGUCAUCUAUCUGAUCAUCUUAAGAUAAUGAAUGACUUCAUCCUUAUUACUUAGUGUUACAUAGUAUUAUAUAAACACACAGAUUAUCCAAGCAUUGACAAAAACAAGAAAAUAUACUAUAAAAGUAAAUCGCGACUGGAAAGGUAACUCCCUAGGCAAGAGCACUCUCUGUCCUUUUGCAGAGGAUCUGAGCUUGGUUCUCAGCUCCCACAUGGUGGCCUAUAACCACUUGAAACUCCAGUUCCACAGGAUCCAACACUGUCUUCUGGUCUCUGUAGGCACUUCACACAUAUGGUGUAUCAAACAUACACUCGGACAAAACACUUAGGCACAUAAAGAAUCAAAAUAAAAAGUCUCUUGAAGGAGAAUUUGUGGUCUUGGAAUAUGGCUCAGUAACAGGGCAUUUGCCUGGUUCAACUCUGAGUAAAAUUAAUUGAUUAAUUAAUUAAUGUGAAAUUAUACAAAGAACAUGGGGUUUUUUUCAUCUUGUAAAAAUAAAUCCAUCAAAGUUCACUUAACACAACUUGAAACACACCAAAUCCUCAGCUUCUAAAAUAGAUAGCUGACAGGUUAGAGAGGUGACUCAACAGUUAAAAGCACUUGUUGUUCUUGCAGAGAACUAGAGUUCUGUCUUCAGAGCCCAAGUCAAACAGCUCACAAUAGCCCAGGCUGAUUGUCAGCUGGGAGUACAGAACAGAGGCUCUGUACUUGCUCUAUAAUCCUCAAAACUGCAGCUUCAGGGAGUGUGAUGCCCUCUUCUGGCCUCCCGGUAAAUACACACACAUGAACACAAAUGUACACACAAACACAUACAUAAAAAUAAAAUAAACCAUUUUUUUUAAUGUGCAGCCGUUCUCCUAACUGUUUCCCCAGUGCCCCAAAAUAAGCGAAGGUCCUCUAACAAUCAGAUGAAAAACACAAUUUUCUUAAGUAUUUACCAAGUCCAUGGGCCUAUAGCUUAGAACUUUAAAUUUAAAACAAACAACAGGACUGAAGACCACAUUAGCGAGUUUUCACAAACAAAAUGUGACAGAAUUACAAGGAAAAAUAUACAUAUCUAAAGCAGCAUACUUAAAACAUAUCUCAGUAGUAAGCAAGCAACAGAGUGCAAGAUGUGUUUAUCUAAUAUUAAUUUACAUUAGAUAUAAAAUCUUUUCCAAAAAACAUGUAAUAUUUUCAUAUAAACAUAUAAAAUGAUCAUGUACAAGAUCAGGAAGAAACUCUUAGGAAACUUUAGAGAGCUGGCUUAGGAAGUAAAAGUCCUUAUCACCGACUUGCCUGGUGAGCUGAGUUCCUGGGACCCACAUGGUGGAAAAAGAAAACCAUCUCCUACAAGCUGUUCUUUUGACUUCCACAUGCAUGUGGUCACACAUUUGUGUACACACAUGGACACACACACAAAUAAAGUUAAGUUUAAAAUAUAGAAACAGACGUUUUGAUGGAUCUGCAGCCUGUAGACCACAUUCUCUAUCAAUUAACUACAAAUGAAAGCCCCUCUGCCCAGUGAAAAAUAAUAAUUUUAGUCCCACAGAACUCAUAACUCAAAGAUUAGGUCAAGUGGGAAAGCUUAGCUGGUAUUCAGUAUUUAAAACAUGUCAAUGGUGUGGAAUUCAGCUGUGACUUCAGAAUCCUGACUUGAAUGCUUUCGAUAAAACAGCAGUGAAAAGUUUGCAUGAAGAAAUGAUUCUACUUAGUUUGCUGAAGGAAGAGGCAACAGGAGCUUAAGGGCUUUGGGGAAAGCAUAGUUUGGGUGGUUUUUGUUUGUGGGGUGUCAAUAUUUUCUGAGAGAUGACAUGAAGUGUGCUGGGUGGGGACAGGGAGGAUCUGGGUAGAAUUGGGGGGAAUGGAAAAAUAUGACUAAGACACA